AUGCUUUAUUCUCCAAUAAAUUUUAAAAUUGAAUACGUCGAACAUUCAGAAUAUGAGGUUUAUCCCAAAUAUCUUAAUUUGGAUUUAAGAAAAGUACCUGAUGAGCCCACCUUAAUUGAGUCCGCUGGUGAGGAACUACCCACAGUUCCUUUCAGUUUUUGGUAUCAAAACAGUGUAACUUUAAUGAAACCGGAUAAUUCAACUUGUGCCAAGUAUGCUACCCCGUUUGAAAUCACAUACUACAACACAUAUUGGCAGACUUAUAAAACAGCAAAUUUGACAUUUCAAAUAUUUGGUGCCUACUAUGACAUACGACCAGAACUAGUUGAUGGGCCUGUAGUACGCAUUUUGGUCAUGGUUAAUCAAAUAGAUUUGAAUUUCCCGUCAAGCUACUGUCAGUUGUGGUUCGAGGGACAAAAUGAUGCAGUUAUUGUGAAUGUUACCGACUAUAGGCCUAUUUGGAAUCCAGAAUGGUAUAAGGCCAAACAUAUUUAUUUUCCUCAUUUACUUACUUGUAUACUGCCAGUGUUAAAUGGCAAUGCAGUACCUAAAGCUGUAUCUCUAGUCGAUACGAAAUGUUCUAAAGCUUCCAAUACAAUCACAAUUUACUAUGAUCCUUUGCCGAAAGAUAAAGUUAGAAAUGGUUUUGCGGUUUGUGUAAAAAAUUUGUUUUUUCCAAUUGUUGACCAUUCAGCCAGAGUAGUGGAAUGGCUGGAAUUGUUACGUCUGUUAGGUGUAACUAAAGUUUAUAUGUAUGACUUAUAUUCACAUCCAAAUCUUACAAAAGUAUUAAACUAUUAUGAGGAAGACGGUUUUGUAGAAGUAACACCGAUAACACACGCAAAUGGUGAACCGCAAUUUCCACAUUAUUAUCAUCUUGCCUGGAGUAUAACAAAAUUAAGCAAUAUACUUCACGAAUUAAUCGCAUAUAACGAUUGCUUUUAUAAACAUAUGUACCGGUAUGAUUAUAUAGCACUGAUAGACACCGAUGAAGUACUAAUGCCACUCGACCCCCUAAGUAAUUGGCAUGAUAUUGUGGAAGUAGUGCGUAGCGCAGAAGAGAAGAAUAGACAUAAUUUUACAAAUAUUUGUUUUCGUAAUGUAUAUUUUCCGGAAUAUUCUAAUUUGGGACGCUAUACUCGAACGAUACCAGAAUAUUUUUAUAUGUUGCAACAUGUCAAGAGAGUAGAAAAACAUUUGGAUCCACGUUUAGCAAUUAAAUGUUUGCAUGACACUCAAAAGGUUGUCACUCUACAUAAUCACAUGUCCCGCAGUUGUUUUCAUAAUUGCUCUAGAGUCAAUAUUGAUAUUAAAAACGGUCAACUGCAUCAUUAUCGUGAACCAGAUAUAAAGAAAACUUUAGACACACCGGUGGUUGAUACCAGCAUUUGGCGGUUUAAGAAGCAGCUUAUCAAACGGUCUAUGCGAGUUUUUCAAAAACUUAAGUUCUUUUAAAUAAAAGUUUAAUUAAAUUUAAAUUAAGUAAUAUUAAAG
Molecule: messenger RNA, 1494 nt
Organism: Teleopsis dalmanni
Lineage: Eukaryota; Metazoa; Arthropoda; Insecta; Diptera; Diopsidae
Exons: 2
Coding region: 1-1455 (484 amino acids)
Source: RefSeq, a predicted model, not a curated record